Messenger RNA from Gavia stellata (red-throated loon), 2514 nucleotides. RefSeq names its product actin filament associated protein 1 like 1 (gene AFAP1L1). The record is from RefSeq and is a predicted model, not a curated record. The coding region runs from base 22 to 2334 and encodes 770 amino acids. Gene Ontology annotation, molecular function: SH3 domain binding. The transcript is spliced from 19 exons. NCBI's taxonomy places the organism in Eukaryota, Metazoa, Chordata, Aves, Gaviiformes, Gaviidae. Gene Ontology annotation, cellular component: cytosol.
GCUGCCCGCGGCUCCGGGACCAUGGACCGUCUCAGCGUGCUGGACCAGCUCCUGCCAGAGCUCAGCGUCUUGCUUAAGCUGCUCGACCACGAGUACCUGAGUGCCACCACGCAGGAGAAGAAGCUGGCCGUCUCCACCAUCCUGCAGAAGCUGCAGCCACCCGCAGGGAAGGAUGUGGACUACACGUACGUCAACACGGCAUCCCUGAGCAAUGGCACCAGCUUCGUGGAGUCUCUCUUCGAGGAGUUCGACUGCGACCUGGGGGAUCUCCAGGACAUGCAGGAGGAGGAGGGGGACACUGGCGAUGGCGUUGGCUUGGAGCUGGCGAGGAGCCAGAUGGCAAAAGCCGUUCCUGCGGACCCUGCUCCGCCGCUGCCCACCACUCCCCCGCCUGAGGAUUACUACGAGGAAGCCCUGCCCCUGGGCCCCGGCAAGGCCCCUGAGUACAUCACCUCCCGCAACAGCUCCAGCCCCCCCAACUCCAUCGAGGAUGGCUAUUAUGAGGAUGCAGACAGCAACUACCCUGUCACCAGGAUGAAUGGGGAGCAAAAAAACUCCUACAAUGACUCUGAUGCGAUGAGCAGUUCUUACGAGUCAUAUGAUGAUGAGGAGGAGGAGGGGAAGGGCCAGCAGCUGACACACCAGUGGCCGUCGGAGGAAGCCUCCAUGAACUUGGUGAAGGACUGCAGGAUUUGCGCUUUCCUGUUGCGCAAGAAGCGCUUUGGACAGUGGGCCAAGCAGCUCACCAUCAUACGGGACAGCAAACUGCUGUGCUACAAAAGCUCCAAGGACCGGCAACCACACGUGGAGGUGCCCUUGGGGACCUGCAGUGUCAUCUACGUCCCCAAGGAUGGGCGGCGCAAGAAGCACGAGCUGCGGUUCUCCUUGCCGGGAGCCGAUGCGCUGGUGCUAGCUGUGCAGAGCAAGGAGCAGGCUGAGGAGUGGCUGAAGGUGAUAAAGGAGGCCAGCAGUCCAGCAGCGGGUGGGAUGGAAGCCCCCACCUCUCCAGUGAUGCCGUGCAAGAUGGACCUGGAUAAGCGGCUGUCGCAGGAGAAGCACACCUCCGACUCGGACAGUGUGGCAACGGGUGAGACCGGCUCCCCAGCAGCCCGCAGAGAGCCCGGCGAGCACGGGAAAGGCAAAAAGAGCGGCUUGGCUGACCUGAAGGGCUCGAUGAGCCGGGCGGCGGGGAAGAAGAUCACCAGGAUCAUCAGCUUCUCCAAGAAGAAGCCUUCCCCUGAGGACACGCAGACCUCCUCCACCGAGGAGGACAUCCCCUGCUGUGGCUACCUCAGCGUCCUGGUUAACCAGUGCUGGAAGGAGCGCUGGUGUCGCCUGAAGGGCAACACCCUCUACUUCCACAAGGACCACACGGACCUGCGGACCCACGUGAACGCCAUUGUCCUCCGGGGCUGCGAGGUGGUCCCAGGGCUGGGCCCCAAACACCCCUUCGCUUUCCGCAUCCUUCGCAAUGGGCAGGAGGUGGCGGCGCUGGAGGCAAGCUGCUCCGAAGACCUGGGCCGCUGGCUGGGUCUCCUCUUGGUGGAGACAGGCUCGCGGAUGGCACCGGAGGCCUUGCACUACGACUACGUGGAUGUGGAGACGAUUGCCAACAUAGUGACAGCUGUGAGGCAUUCCUACCUGUGGGCCAGCUCCUCCCAGGACCACCAGCCAGACUCCUCCCGCGUGGUGUACGAUGAUGUCCCCUAUGAGAAGGUUCAGGCCGAGGAGGAGCCAGGGCGGCCAGCAGGAGCCCAGGUGAAGCGCCAUGCCUCCUCCUGCAGCGAGAAGUCGCGGCGUGUGGACCCACAAGUCAAAGUGAAGAGGCAUGCAUCGAACGCCAACCAGUACAGGUAUGGGAAAAACCGGGCCGAGGAGGACGCCAGGCGAUUUCUGACAGAGAAGGAGAAGCUGGAGAAGGAGAAAGCAUCUAUCCGCAGCGAGCUGGUGUUGCUGCGGAAAGAGAAGCGAGAGCUGCGGGAAGCCAUGAAGGGCAGCACGGGGUCGAAGCUGCAGGACCUGGAGCAACGGGUGGCAGUGUUGGAGGAGCAGUGCCGGCAGAAGGAGGAGCGCCGCGUUGACUUGGAGCUCAAGCUGACCGAAGUGAAGGAGCGGCUGAAGCAGUCGCUGGCAGGAGGCCCAGCCCUGGGGCUGGCUGUGACCGGCAAGGCUGAGAAUGGGGAAGCGACAAACAAGCCAAACGGGAGCCCCCCUGAGCACUUGGUUCCCGUUAACUGUGCAGCUGAACUGAGGAAGAGAAGUCCCUCCAUCCUCCCUGCCAACAAGGGAAACGUGCUGCGCAAGGCCAAGGAAUGGGAAAAGAAGCAGACUUAAGCCGGGCUGCGGGAAUGCCUGCCAAGCCCCCACCGGACACUGGGGCUCAUGGAGGAGCUACAAGCCCCCUUUCUCGGAGGCGCCAGGAGGGUGCUGGGAAGGCAUGGGAAGGGGGGGAGACGCCGUCCCACACCCCGCCAAUGCAGCACCAUCUGCCUCGUGGGCGACGCUAUAUACCAU